Molecule: messenger RNA, 7881 nt
Organism: Neurospora tetrasperma FGSC 2508
Lineage: Eukaryota; Fungi; Ascomycota; Sordariomycetes; Sordariales; Sordariaceae
Exons: 4
Coding region: 1-7707 (2568 amino acids)
Biological process (GO): fatty acid biosynthetic process; secondary metabolite biosynthetic process
Molecular function (GO): 3-oxoacyl-[acyl-carrier-protein] synthase activity; phosphopantetheine binding; fatty acid synthase activity
Source: RefSeq, a predicted model, not a curated record
AUGUCUUACAAGAUUCCGUUGUCUGAGCCCAUCGCCAUUGUGGGCAGCAGCUGCCGCUUUACGGGCGAAGCCACAUCCCCCGCCAAGCUGUGGGAGCUUCUGAAGGAUCCCAAGGAUCUUACGCGCGAAGUCCCCAAGAAUCGGUUCAACGUCGAGGGCUUCUACCACCCCGAUGGCGAGUAUCACGGCACUACCAAUUCGGCCAAGGCCUACUUCAUCGAACAGGACCAUCGCCUCUUCGAUGCCAGCUUCUUCAACAUCACCCCGAAGGAGGCUGAAGCUAUUGAUCCCCAACAGCGCAUGCUGCUAGAGGUAGUGUACGAGGCUCUCGAGUCCGCUGGCUACACCCUCCAGGAUUACUCUGGCAAGAAGGUCGCCGUCUUCGCUGGUGUGAUGACUGCCGAUUACGACACCCUUUCUCAGCGCGAUGAUCUUUCCGUCAGCCAGUACUACGCCACUGGCAAUGCUCGCUCCAUUAUUUCGAACCGCGUGUCGUACUUCUUCAACUUCCAUGGUCCUUCUAUGACCAUUGACACUGCCUGCUCUUCCAGUCUGGUCGCUCUUCACCAGGCCGUCCUCUCUCUCCGCUCGGGUGAGGCUGAGAUGGCAUGUGUUUCAGGUGUCAACUUGAUUCUCACCCCUGAGCAGUUCGUCGUCGAAUCGAGCUUGCACAUGCUUAGUCCCACUGGCCGCUGCCACAUGUGGGACGAUCGCGCUGAUGGUUAUGCACGUGGCGAGGGUGUCGCCGCGAUCUUCAUCAAGCCUCUUAGCAAGGCUUUGGCCGACGGCGAUCGUAUUGAGGCCAUCAUUCGCGAGACCGGUGUCAACUCUGACGGCCGCAGCAAGGGCAUCACGAUGCCCAACUGGGAGGCACAGUCCGCCCUCAUCCAAGACACCUAUCGUCGCUCGGGCUUGAACGCCAGAGACCCCAUUGAUCGUUGCCAAUUCUUCGAGGCUCAUGGUACCGGCACUGCUGCUGGUGAUCCCAAUGAGGCUAGAGCGAUUGAGGAUGCCUUUUUCGGCCGUAACGUCAGCACUUCGAGCCAAGACACGGCCGAAGUGUCAAAGCUGCUUGUGGGCUCUGUCAAGACUGUCAUCGGUCACACCGAAGGUGCUGCCGGAUUGGCUGGUCUCUUCAAGGUGGUUCAUGCCAUGAUCAACGGCACUGUGCCUCCUAACUUGCACUUCAACAGACUUCAGCCAGCUGUCGCCAAGUACUACUCGCACCUUCAUGUGCCCACCAAGGCCCUUGCCUGGCCUUCUGUCCCGGCUGGCCAGCCCAGACGUGCCACUGUUAAUUCCUUCGGAUUCGGAGGAACCAACUCGAGUGCAAUUUGCGAGAUGUACGUUCCGGAGAUUCAUAACCCGGUCGCCAAGAUCUUUGCUCCGACCCUCAUUGCGCCCAAGCUCAUCAAUUCGGGCUCUCUUUCGGCUGAUGGCCAGAUUCGUCUGCCCCUGGUCCUUUCCGCCAGCUCGCCCAGGUCUAUGGGCGCUGUUGCCAAGUGUUAUCGCGAUUACCUCGCGCAGCAGGUGUCGUUGCCUCUUGAGGAGGCUGCGUGGCAUGCGUACAAGAACCGCACCGCUUUCCCCUACCGCACUGUCGUUACCGGAUCUUCAUUGUCCGACAUUAUGAAGGGUCUUGACACCUUGAUUGCAAAGGCCGAUGCUGGCAAAGCGGCUACAAUCAGUGUCCGCGCUCGCCCCGAGACCGAUGUCCCCAAGAUCCUGGGUAUUUUUACCGGCCAAGGUGCUCAGUGGGCCACCAUGUCUCGUGCUUUACUGCAGAGCAACAACGUUUAUGCUCAGUCCAUUCGGAACCUCGACCAGGUCCUUCAGGCCUGCCCUCACCCGCCCUCGUGGUUCCUUGAACAGGAGAUCAUGGCCGAUGCAAGUCUCUCUAGAGUUGGGAAGGCGGCCAUCUCCCAGCCUCUCUGCACCGCGGUCCAGAUCGCCCUCAUUGAUCUCCUCGCUCACUUAGGCAUUACUUUCCAUACCGUUGUCGGUCAUUCAUCCGGCGAAAUCGCUGCGGCUUACGCGGCGGGCAAACUUUCAGCUCGCGAUUCGAUUCUCAUCUCUUAUUAUCGCGGAAAAUACGCUCACCUCGCCAGCGGUACCCAGGGCAGUCUGGGUGGCAUGAUGGCUGCAGGUUUGACGAAGGCAGAAGCCGAAGAGCUCUGCGCCCUGCCUCAGUUUGGCAGCCGCGUUUGCGUUGCUGCCAGCAACGGACCCAGCAGUGUCACCUUGUCAGGCGACCUUGACAUCGUGCAAAAGGUCCAUGAUCACCUUGUCGACGAGAAGAAGUUUGCGAGGAUGCUCCAGGUCGACACAGCCUAUCACUCGCCUCACAUGGUGCGCCCUGCUACUGAGUACAUUGAGGCCCUCAAGGCUUGCAACAUAGCUCCAUUGCAGGACGGCAACGGCACCACCUGGGUGUCCAGCGUCUACGGUCAUGGUGAGCCCACUUCCGAAGAGCUCGCGUCCUCCUACUGGCGCGACAACAUGGUCAAUGCAGUCCUUUUCUUCGAGGCUGUCAGCACUGCUCUGGAAGGACAAGGUCCCUUUGACUGUGCCAUCGAGGUUGGACCUCACGCUGCCCUGCGCGGCCCCGUCAUUCAGACCAUGAAGGCCAAGUCGGGAGAGGCCAUUAUCUACUCUGGUCUUCUCGACAGGAAGCUCGACGAUCGCAUUGCUUUUGCGGACUUCUUGGGCUGGAUGUGGUCCAACUUUGGCUCAUCAUCAUCAUUGAUUGAGAAGUUUGUUCAGAGCUCAGUCAAUCCUGAAUUGGCUCACCUUCGUUUCCAUCAGGGUCCGAAUUAUCCUUGGGACCACUCGCAUACCUACUACCGCGAGUCACGCAUUUCUCGUCAGUAUCACUUCAGGACCCACAAACCCCAUGAGCUUCUUGGUAUUCGUACCAGGGAUGACAACGAGCAUGAGCUCAGAUGGCGCAACAUCAUGAAGUACGCCAAGCUCCCAUGGGCCCAGGGCCACAAAUUCCAAGGACAGGCGCUGCUUCCGGCUUCAGCAUACUGUAUUAUGGUUUUGGAUGCUGCACGCGUCCUCUUGGGCAAUCGCGCCGCUUCUCUUGUCGAGCUGCGCGACUUGAAGUUUAUGGCUGGCAUCACGCUCGAGCCUGAGUCUCCCGGUGUUGAGACCCUCUUCUCUUUGGUGGUGUCCAAUUCUCCCAAGAACGCCGCCACUAUCGAGGCCUUAUUUACGCUGACCUCGGCGCCUGCUGACGGCACCAUUGACAUGAAGCUGAAUUUCAGUGGACAGCUUCAUAUUGUCCUCGGAGAGAAGUCUCCCAACGCACUGUGCCAUCGUCCUGCGCAGCGCGCUGAGACCCUCACCGCCCAACCCGAGGCGUUCUACAAGAUGAUGGCAGGUACAGGUCUGGAUUACAACGGACCUUUCAAGGGAUUGACAGCCAUUGAGCGUCGCUAUCAGUUUUCCUCUGGCACUGUGAAGAGGUUCCAUGCAGAUGACCAGACUGGCUUGGACAUCAGCCCUGCCACGCUGGACAGCUGCUUGCAGACUGCGUUCCUCACUGUUUCUUCUCCCGGUGACGGGUCCCUGUGGACUUCGUUCCUUCCCAAGGUGAUGAGUCGUGUCAAGUUCAACCUUGCUACCUGUCGCAGCGGUGUGCGCGAUGAUGACCUUGCUGUUGAUGCCUAUCUUACCAAAGGCACUCCUUUCUCCAAAACGGCUGCAGCUUCGUUCACAGCUGAGAUCAACAUCUACAACCCCGAGGGCGACUUAGAGAUUCAAAUUGAGGGUCUCACCGUUGGCUCCUUCACAUCGACUCGCCCCGAGAAUGAUAAGGAGCUUUAUCUCACUACCGUCUACGAACUUGACCCUGAGGAUGAGAUCGUUGCUUCUCCACCAGAAGCCCUCAAUGGCGUGAGCCCCAUGCUUUUUGAGAGCUGUGCCAGAGUUGCCUCGUUUUACGUUGAGCGUGCUGCGCUUAAAUGCCUCAAGGAGACGCCCAGGGAUCUGCUUGAGCCAGCGGGUUACCAGACCGAGACUCGCUUGGUUUCCAACUCCUGGCCCAACGAGACCGAGCAGAGUCUGGAGAAGUUCAUCCGUUCUUCUCCCUACUUCAUGACUCUCGACUUUGUUCGUCACCUGGGAGAGAAUCUCCCUGACGUCCUUCCGGGCAUGCUCCCUACCUUGGUUCAAGAGGCACAGCAGCUCGCCUAUUUUCAGAAGCAGGUCGGCCGUGUUGUUCGCCAGAUCGUUCACAAGUACCCUCGCAUGAACAUUCUUGGCCUGACUGAUCCCGAAUUGGGCUUGACCGAGCAUAUUAUGGCAGCACUCGAUGGAUCGUUCCUUAGCUACCGCAUUGGUGGCAAGCCUGAGACAAACCUCAAGGAGCGUACUCCUCUUGCCGAAGGGAUUCGCAAGAAGAUCAUGAUUGACGAGGUUGACUUCGAGAGCGAUGCUGAAUCUGCCGGAGGACCUUAUGAUCUUGUGGUCCUCAACACGUCCAUCCUCGACAACAAGAAGACUCAUUCCGCGCUCCAGCUUAUCAGGGAUUCGAUGCGUCCUGGCGGCUUUCUUGUUGUCGUCCAUGCAUCUCGUACUCCGCUUAAGGAGAGGAUGCUUCGUUGCGCUGGCCGUACUUCGAGCGACGACGGAAUCGCCACACCUCCUGACUGGCCUGAUCUCAUCGAAGAUUGCGGAUUCGAGAACACUGCUAAGAACUCGGAUAUGUGGUUCAAUCCUGGAUUCACUCUCAGUGUAAGACAGGCAAUGUCACAGAGGAAGAAGCAACUGCUCUGGCCUCUGCAUCACGCCACCGCAACUCCUCUUGUGAAGCAUCUUCUGAUCGUGGGUGGUAAGAAGGUCUGGACGUCUUGCAUUUCCUCUGGUGUUUUCCAGGAACUUGCCUCUUUCUGUGCAAAGAUCACCGCUGUCGACUCCUUGGAGGAUAUCCACAAUGAUGAGUUGCUCUCAUCUUGCACCGCAGCCAUCAUCCUUGGCGAUAUUGACCAGCCUAUUCUUGCUGAUAUGACGGCCGAGCGGAUGGACACCAUUCGGUCCUUGCUGCGCCCCCAAAUGCUCAUCAUGUGGGUUACCCAUAAUGCCAGGUUCAACAACCCCGAUCAUGCCGCAUCGCUUGGCUUCACUCGAACGGUUACCGGUGAAGUCCCUGGCUUGCAUAUACAAAUGCUCGAUCUCGACACCAUUGAUACCUGUCCGGCUGUUCGCGCCGUGUCCAAGACGUUUGCUCGUUUCAUCGUUUAUUUCCUCGGCCCCAAGAAUGAGGAUGAUGAGCCCCUGUGGGUUCGUGAGCACGAGGUACACGUUGAGGGUGGCCGCUUGAUCGUUCCUCGCGUUCUCCCGUGGAAAGAGGGUAAUCAGCGUGUCAAUGCGCCUCGCCGCGUGGUGACCGAUACAGUCAACACUCUGGAAGACGUUGUUGAGGUCCUCGCUUCAGCCUCUGGCCGGUACGAGACUCGGGUCGAGAAGAGCAAAUCCUAUCCUUCGCAUGCCGAAUCGGCGAUGCACGUGGACUACAGCACUGUCAACGUGUUCAAUGUUGGAGGCAUUUGCUCCGGUCAUAUCUGCAUUGGCCGCAACAACGAGACUGGCAAGGCUCAAGUUGCCCUCUCUAAAUCGAACAAGUCCUUCAUUUCGACUGCCUCUACAAUCUUUAGCACGCUCCCUGAAGGCACUGUCGGCGUCUGUGAGCCGCUCUACCUUAGCUUGCUCAGCAGGUAUAUUUACGCUCUCACUAUUGUCGACAUGGCUAAUGGCAAGGCUGUCAUGAUCAUCGAACCGGAUGGCCUCCUCUUCCAAUGCGCCCAGGAAGUUUUCAGCAACCGCGGCAUCUGGUUUAUGGGUGCUUCCACGGAUGAGCGUCGUAGUCGAGUUGUUCCCGAUAUGGCCUUUGUUCAUUCACAGUCGACUUCAAGGCAGAUCAAGGCCCUCUAUCCCCUCGACGGAGCUUGCAUUGUCAACAUGCUGCCCAAGACUCACGACGUCUCUCGCAUGCUUGUUGACUCGGUGCCUGAGAAUUGCGAGUAUCUCACCCAGGAUAAACUUAUCUCGACUCACUUCACGGCGCACCCCAACGCGGCAUUCGUUCAGAGGCUCUGGGAAGAGGCUGUGGCGCUUUCUUACAACAGCAUGAAGAGCAUGCUGCUUGAUGCCAUCGAGCCUUCUUUCGACAUCCUGGACCCCAUCACUUUGCCGAAGUUGCUUGACUCUACUGUGUCUGGUGAGGCUUUCCAGAUGCUCGACUGGAAGGCCGAGAGGUCUAUCGCUCACAUGAUUAAGCCUAUCGUGGGUGAGAAGAUGCUUCGCCCUAACAGGACCUAUGUCCUGGUCGGUAUUACUCGCGACAUGGGCCAGAGCCUCUGCUCUCUCUUCAUCGAGCAGGGUGCUCGUCACCUUGUCUUGUGCAGUCGAAACCCCCCGAAGGAGCAGCCUCAGUGGCAGAAGGAGCUCAAUGCUCGCGGCAUCAAAAUCAAGUUUGAGGCGAUGGAUGUUACCAACCUCAACACGGUGAUUGCCUUCAAGACGAAGCUUGCCGAAGAUUCCUGGCCGCCUGUCGGAGGCGUGGUCAACGGUGCCAUGGUUCUUGACGACCGUGUGUUCUCCGAGAUGUCCGUGGAGACUUGGAAUCGUGUCAUGAAUCCCAAGGUGGUCGGUUCCAGAAAUCUCGACACGGUCUUCGACUCUCCAGAUAUGGACUUCUUCAUCAUGACCUCGUCUUUCGCUGCCAUUGGCGGCCAUGCCGGUCAAUCGAACUAUGCUGCGGCUAACAUGUACAUGAACGGCAUUGCCGCUUCUCGUCGGUGCCGCGGAUUGCCGGCCACGGCUCUGAACAUUGGGGUCGUCUACGGCCUUGGCUUCUUGCACCGUGAGAAGGACGAUCUGUACGCCGGUCUCGAGCGUGAGGGAUACCCACCCAUUUCCGAGCGUGAUCUUCAUCAUAUGUUCCUCGAGGCCAUUGCUGCUGGAAAGCCUGUGGGGCACACCGUCUACGACAUCACUACGGGCAUGAACCGAUUCCGCAUGGACGCACCGAAUCAGCACUGGCAACUCGAUCCUCGUUUCUCUCACAAUACCCUCCCCGAGGAGGACGAAACCGCCGCUGGUUCUGCCGGCCAGCAGAUCAAGUCUCUUGCCGAGGAUCUUGAUGCCGCCACCACCAAAGAGGACGUGAUGAAGGUGUACGUGCCUGCCUUUAUCGGCCGCUUGGAGGCACUUCUGCAGAUUUCCGAGGGCGAAAUCACACCUGCCAACAGCGUCACGGAGCUUGGUGUCGACUCUCUUAUCGCAGUCGAAAUCCGCUCCUGGAUAUGGAAGACGGUCGCCCAAGAUGUUGCAGUGAUGAAGAUCCUCAGCGCUACCAGCAUUUCCCAGUUGUGCGAAGGAAUUGCCAGUGAUCUUUUGGUCGCCCGCGGUGCUGCAGCCAAGGAUUCUACUGCUCCUACUGAACAGAAGGAGACCCCCGCUGGCUCUCAGACUUUGCAGGCUGCUAGUGGCUUGGUCAAGUCGGCUCCGAGCACCACUCCAUCUCUCGAGGCUUCGGCUAGCACUUUGACUGAAGCCACUGUGGUUUCGAUUGUCAGCACUUCCACUGUGGUUUCCAGUGCCAGCACUGCUACCAGCGUUGAUGGUGACGCUGACGAAGAUAACGCCUUGUCGGCUAGUUGGGAGGACGUAGGAAAGAAGGAGUCUUCCAUUUUUCUCUGAGCGAUGGAUGGUGGGAUUUUCCGGUGCGAUUUGGUUUGAUGGUUCGAUUUCUUUUCAUUCUCUCUACUACUUGUUCUUUGUUCUCUUCUCUUCCACUGUACUAGAGUGGAAUCACUUUUUCUAGAUCUUUUUGCACUUGCUCUCACGAGCUGGCUAGAUAGUCAUGGUCACUAU